Messenger RNA from Bombus terrestris (buff-tailed bumblebee), 1697 nucleotides. Its product is annotated as dual specificity protein phosphatase 3. Gene Ontology annotation, molecular function: MAP kinase phosphatase activity; protein tyrosine/serine/threonine phosphatase activity. The record is from RefSeq and is a predicted model, not a curated record. Lineage: Eukaryota; Metazoa; Arthropoda; Insecta; Hymenoptera; Apidae. Bases 340 to 960 code for a protein of 206 amino acids. Gene Ontology annotation, cellular component: cytoplasm. The transcript has 4 exons. Gene Ontology annotation, biological process: protein dephosphorylation; negative regulation of MAPK cascade.
UAAAUAUUCUACUAUUUUAAAAAAUAUACAAAAUUAUUCGUUAUAUACAAAAAUUAAUCGAAUUAAUGGAUGUAUUUACAUGACACCUUGUCGGCAUAAUUAUCGCAGUAUAAUAGAGUUCCAAAAGAGAAAUAACUAACUAUAAUUAUCGCGAUUUUAACAUUGUGUACGCGACUAUAUUUGUUUUAUAUAUAUAUGUAAAAGCUUAGAAUUAGUCAUACCUAAUCGUGACAUACUUGAUUAAUAAAAUACAAAAUAUUUUGUAGUAUUUUGCUGUUUUUCUUAUUUGUCAUAUCUACUAUAACUUAUAAAUUAUUAAUCUAUAAAUAAUCUCUUCAAAUGGACAGCAGUCUGAGAAAUAAACAUUUAACUGGUGGGGAAACCACCCAAAGACACUUAGCAGAAGCUUUGUAUAGAACACAGACUGAAAAUAAAAUGCUACCAGGAUUUGAUCCUAAUCGAGAUGAUGUUGAAUAUUACCGUGUUCAACAGGAUAUCGAUUGUGAUGAAGUAUAUCCAGGAAUAUAUAUUGGUGAUGCUGCCACAGCAAAAAACAAGAAAUACCUUAAAAUAUUGGGUAUAACACAUUUGCUUAAUGCUGCUGAAGGAAAAAGAUUUGGACUUGUAAACACCGAUAAGAAUUAUUAUUCUGAUACAACAAUAAAAUAUCUUGGCUUACCACUUAUUGAUUUGUGCACAACAGACAUUAGCAAGUACUUUUACAUUAUUGCAGAUUUUAUCGAUGAAGCUGUUUCAACUGGAGGUAAAGCUUUUGUUCAUUGUGUGUUAGGAAUCUCACGUAGCGCAACGUGCGUAUUAGCAUAUUUAAUGAUUAAAAAAGGAAUGCUAGCCACAGAUGCAAUUCGAACAGUCCGCAAAAAUCGUUUUAUUCAACCAAAUAGUGGUUUUCUUCACCAAUUAGCACAGUUAGAUAAUCAAUUACGAAGACAACGAUCUUAAAUGAAUACAGCUUUGAUAAAGUUACAAAGUUCACUAACAAUAUAUACUGCAGUGAAUUUGAUAGAUAUAUGUAUAUUGUAUAUAAAUAAUUGUAUAUAAAAACUGAGUAAACAUGAUCAAAAUGUAUGAUUAGAUUAGAUUGAUACAUUAUUAAUCAACAUUAGGCGCAAAAUUCACAAUUAAUUAUUUCAAAAUCAAAUAUUACAAAUAUAUACAUGUUAUGAGAUAGCAAUCACAUAACUCAUAUUACGCCUCACGAUAUAAAGUAUUAUAUAUACAAUAUUAUCGCUUCUCACAAUUCAUUGUUGGUGAAUUGUAUUAUUUAAUAAAUUAUAAUACUGAUAUUGUAAAAACUUUGGUUGUAAAAACUUUUACUAAAAAUAGUAACGAUAAAGGAAAAUAUUAAUAUCUUGACUUCAUAUCAUUGUUUUUAACUAUUAUUAGUAUUUUUUUUUAUCAUUACUAUUUUUAGUAGAAGUUUUUAGAUAUUUAUAUGUAUAUCGUAUUAUUAUAUUAUAUAUCGUAUAAAAACUAUUAUUACUAUACUAAUAUUAUAUUAAUAAAACUGUUAAUUUACUACACGUGGACGUUUGGAAUGAGACUCUGCAGGUGUAAACGAACGUCUCGAAGAGCCUAUUUCAUUUUCUGUAUCCUGUGGACCACUACGUUUUCUUGCCUUUGGAGAUAAUUGUUUUAAGCAUUCCAUAUCAUUAAAUACAACUUGUGCGCCUCCUCCA